Planococcus citri (citrus mealybug) is the source of this 1254-nucleotide messenger RNA. RefSeq lists its product as uncharacterized. Lineage: Eukaryota; Metazoa; Arthropoda; Insecta; Hemiptera; Pseudococcidae. The coding region runs from base 138 to 1160 and encodes 340 amino acids. The record is from RefSeq and is a predicted model, not a curated record. The transcript is spliced from 2 exons.
AAAAGUUCUUUUUUAUCGAUGAAAAUAACUUCACAGAUGAUUUACAAUUUUAAUAACGUACUCGUAUCUAAGUAUUACAUUACCGUAAAAGGUUGCAUGUUGAAUAUUUUGUCUUCGGUUGGUGAUCAGAAGUCAGCAUGUGGCUAAAAAUAUAUUUAGUAUUUUUGUUGGCGAAGAAAGCACAAGCUUAUUCAUUGAGACCUCAGGUAAUAAUUAUCGACGAUAGACGAUAUCUGGAUCCGAAAGAUGAAUUCGUCGCCCAGAAGAUCUUUCAAGAUGAAAAUUUAUUACUCAAGUUUAUCAACAGCGCUCUCCGUCCUAACAGCAACGAUUCCCAACAACUUUGCUCAUCUAUGCAACUAAUGGGUAAUAUCAGAACACCGGAUAUAUUCGGUAAACAGACGAUAGUAGAUGUCGUAUGCCAUAGCAACACGACAGGAGAUCAAACCAUCGUGGAAAUUCAAGUAGCGAGGGAAAAACAUUUCCUUAAUACGGCUCAAUUUUACGUAUCCAGACUUAUAAAUGAACAACGUCCUAACUUCACACGGCAGAGAUUACACCUUGAUGACCAUUACGCUAAACUGAAACCUGUACAUUUUAUUGGAAUACUCGAUUUCGAAAUUUCUCCAGAUGACGAUUUCAUUUCAACUCAUUUAACUCUGAAUAACAAGACAAAACGACAUCAACUAACACUUCCCACGUAUACCUUCAUCGAACUGCCCAAGUUAAGUAGAGGGAAAUCCUUCCACGUAGACAAGUAUGAAACGUUCGUCGAGAAACUGAGUUAUUUUUUCUGGUUCGAAUGGUCAGAGCAAAAAUACAAAGAUGGGUUGAAGAAAUUAAUGUCCAGUGAUCCGGAUAUCCAACGAGCUGUGAACUACGCGAAUCCAGGCACUUGGACAAUAACUGACAAAAACGUAUUUCAAAGGAUAAUUGAUAAUAGGGAUGUGCUAGCAUCAAGGUUAUGUGCUGUUUACGACGACGGUCUUAGACUUGGUCGUAGACUCGGACGCGAAGAAAAGUUUCUAAUACAAAUGAUGCGACGAUCAAAUCUAUCCGAUGAAAAAAUUGCCAACAUCGCGAAAAAAUCCGUACAGGAAAUAGCCCGUCUGAGAAGUACUUUGGAUUGCGACAAACAAUCCGAAUCGGACGAUUAUUGACAAUUUAGAGUGACUUUUUUUUAUAAAACUUUCAUCAAUUUUUGUCAUUUUUUAAAAUACUCGUAAUUUCUGAAUAAAUUACCUACUUACAGCA